AAAAAUACUUCUUUACCACAUAACUCACUCAUGUCUUGCUAUCUCGCUCUUGAAAGUGGAAAAUUCUGGUUUCCAGCUCAGGUUUUCAACAGAGAGGUAAAUUGGAAUGGGCAUGUGGGAUUUAUGCUUUCGUGUUAUGACACACAAUUAAGCUAUGGUUCAACCUCAGACAAUUUUGUUGCUAGAUAUAAAAACCUUCUAUACAAGAAUCUCCUAAGUAAGUCUAUUUACAUCCACCUACUUUGUACUCUUGCUGUACAUGGAUCUAUUGAGUGGUGUUGACAUGGACAGAGUUAGUUUCGUAAGGUGUUGUAUGGGCAUAUUGGUUUAUGGUAGUUUUUUUUUUAAUGUUAUUUUUGUUUUCUUUUGACUUUAGAUAGAACUAUUGUACUUAGCAUUUUGAUUAUCUUCGGAUGAGAAUUUUAUUACAAUGUUUAUUUUAGUACAAUGUUUGGAUGAUUAAUUAUUUAUAUAAUAUAUGUUUUAGAUUGUAGUA
Messenger RNA from Salvia miltiorrhiza (redroot sage), 496 nucleotides. RefSeq names its product F-box protein At2g32560-like. Lineage: Eukaryota; Viridiplantae; Streptophyta; Magnoliopsida; Lamiales; Lamiaceae. The annotation marks the transcript as partial. The transcript has 4 exons. The record is from RefSeq and is a predicted model, not a curated record.